AUGGGCAGGAGGAUGUUGGAAGGCGGGAGUGAGAAAAAAUGUAAUGGCUUCUCGAAAACAACUUGUGCGUUGACAAAAGCUUGUCCUCAGACUAAUGCAGCUUUUGGCAAACCUGGCUUUAGUAAAAUUUAUGAUGGCUGUUCUUCUGAAGACAGAUAUUGUCUGAAUAGACCAAACAUGUUUAAAAUUCCACCAAACUUGCAAUGUCCAAGUGUUGAUGAGAACUACAGGCUCUGGGCACUGCAGAUACCAGCUGGUCUGAACUCAAACAGGUGUGACCAGGCAUUUUUGGGGCAGCAUGCCCGGGAAGGAAACAAGCUAGGAUGUAACCAAAGCCAUGCAGAUGAGGAUGGAGUUGAGAAGGAAGCAUCUAAGAAAACUGCUGAAAGCUUUGAACAAACCCUACAUACUUAUAUUAAAAUAAAAACAAGAAGUUUGGCUGCUAGGGUGAAAGCAUCGAAAAAAAGCCAGGUAUGCACCACAGAUAAGAACAGUCGUUUUGGGGAGCAGUUCUCACAAGCCAUAGAAGUGGUUACAGAAGUUUGUCUCACUGUUCUAUGUUCCUUGGAAAAGAUGCAGAAGACUUGGACAGAGAACAACUUAAAUCAAAAAAGGAUUCAAUUAUGCAGAAAUGUGGAAGAAACAGAUGAAUUGAUUAUCAGGUGAGAUGAGCUGCAGCAGAAUUUGUGUUCAGCAGUGACAGAAUUAAUUUUGGAAGUGGAUCAACCUCCCCUCUCUGAGCACUCAAGAGCAUUACAGGAGCUGACAGCUUCUCUGGAGAUGAUGUAUGGUCAAGAUUCUGAAGCAGAUGACUCGGAGGUAUUUCAUUACUUCUUUGAGUGGAUGAGUGUUAAAAUGAAGAAAUUAAUUGGUGUCAGAAAUAAUAUGGACACAACUCUGCAAAUUCUUGCUGACUGGUUCAGUGACAUCCAAAAAUGUACGAAGAACAAUCAGUCUUUCCUGUUGGAGCAUGAUGAACCACAGAAGUACACAAUAAGUACUAUUAUAAGUACUUACAAUAAAGCUAUAAAUAAAGUUCACCACGAGCAAAGUAUAAUCACUGUCAUACAGAAUAGAUCCUUGGCCAGUGUUGAGGUAAAAAAACAGGCACAGGAGUUGUUGAAUAGAAGACAUGUUAUUCACUAUUUAUUAUCUGUUAAGAAAACUGUGAAAAGCUUAGAGGCCCAGUUAAAAAGUCAGCUUCUGUUCCAGCUUUCAGGGUUCCUCACUAUUCCUCAGAGAGCUUUAAAGAAGCUUCGCAUUCAAAACCAGGAAUUUGGCAUAAAAGAAGAUGGAACACAUGAAGUAGAGGUUUUCAUGGAUGAUAAAAUGAAAUCCCUUCUCCUGAAUUUGUUCUGCUGUAACAGACUGAUGCCUGAGCAGGUGCUGUGGAAUGAUUGCUUCCUCACAGUUGAUGUGAUUCCAGUUUCACUGCACCCAGGUGAAGAGUAUGAGCCGCAUAAAAAACAAAAUUCUGAGACAACAGAUAGAAAAAAAAGUGAUUAACCAAGGAGAAUGGAGCAAACCCUACUCAAGAGAUGAAAACUUUUCCAUCAGGUGUUUUGAGACUUCUGUUUUGAAAUCAUUGACCUGAUCUGAAGUCCUAAAGUAUAAAAGGUUAUAUAUAAAGUAUAAAUGGUAGGUGCAUUAAUUUUUUGAGAUUA
Messenger RNA from Vidua chalybeata, 1664 nucleotides. It is a transcript of the gene STK31, whose product is annotated as serine/threonine kinase 31. The record is from RefSeq and is a predicted model, not a curated record. NCBI's taxonomy places the organism in Eukaryota, Metazoa, Chordata, Aves, Passeriformes, Viduidae.